CUCGGAUUUAGCUUUGCUCCUUCCUAAGUAGGGAACACUUGGAAAAUUUUGGAGAGGUUUGUCACGGCUCGGCUUGGCACACAGCCUUGGAAGUGUUGCUAUGGAGCAGUCAUCUCCUGCGGAGCAGCAGUCGAACGCUCAGGAUCAGAGUCCGGCGAGGCCAGAAGAUGCCGGCCAUCCGUGGGCGGUGACGGAGUCGCUGCGUCUGCGCCGAUUCCUCUGCUACGGCUCUGAGAGCGCCACCUACAGCACGAGGGAGCGCGCGCUGGGGCUGGAGAGCGCGCUGGCCCUGAUGGAGCUGGUGCAGGCCGGCCGGGGCCAGGAGGUGGUGGAGGAGGUGAAGCGUCUGAGCCUGGAGGGUAAAACGGUGCGGCCGAACCCCGCGCUGUUCGCGCUGGCCAUCUGCACGCAGUACUCGGACGCCCCGGCCAAGCAGGCGGCCUUCCGCGCCCUGCAGGAGCUGUGCAAAGCCCCCGGGCAGCUCUUCACCUUUAUUCAGUACAAGAAAGAGCUGAAGGACGGCCUGCGCUGCGGCAUGUGGGGGCGUGGCCUGCGCAGGGCCGUCUCUGAUUGGUACAACGGCCAGGAUGCCCUCAGCCUCGCGCAUACGGUCACCAGGUGCAAGCACAGGGCCGGCUGGUCCCACCAGGACCUCUUCAGACUGUCACACAUGAAGCCGGCCAACGACUCUAUUGAGCUGAUUAGCAAAUACCUGACGAAGGGCUGGAAGGUGGUCCAGGAGACGUACGCGGAGAAGGAGAACUCGGAGGAGCUUCUGAAGGUGUUCACGUACCUGGAGGCCGUGGAGAAGGCCAAGCACUCGACUGAUGAGCAGGAAGUGGUUCACCUGAUAGAGGAGCACAGGCUGGAGAGGGAGCAGAUACUGACCAACCAUCUGAAGUCCAAAGAGGUGUGGAAAGCUUUGCUGAAGGAGAUGCCAGUGGCUGCUCUGAUGAGGCACUUGGGUAAAAUGACUGCAGAUAAGGUUCUGGUGCCGGGCAGUCCGGAGGUCGUGGCUGUUUGUGAGAGGAUUCAGGAUGACCAAGCUCUGACCAAGGCUAAAACGCACCCCUUCAGCGUCCUGGUCGCCUCUGAAAACUACAAGCAAGGUCACGGGAAGCGAGGCAAGCGAAAAUGGGAGCCGAACAGAGACAUCGUUCACGCGCUGGACAGUGCCUUCUGCAAAAGUCUCUCAAACGUGGAACCCACGGGGAAGCGGUUUGUGGUGGGAGUGGAUGUGAGCGCGUCUCUCAGCAGUCUGGCUCUCGGAAGCUCCGUCAGCACCAUCGCCGUAGCUGCAGCGAUGAGCAUGGUCAUUGCGCGCAGUGAGCCGGAAGCUGAAGUGUUGAUCUUCUCUGAAGGAGCCAUGGUUCCCUGCGUCAUCUCAGACGACACGUCUCUGAUCCAAGUGACAGCACAGCUGGUGCAGGUGCUCAGUGGUGGUACGGACUGCGCUCUGCCCAUAGAGUGGGCAUCAGAGAACGACAAGACCGUGGAUGUCUUCAUCAUAUUCACCAGUAAUGAAACACAGUUUGGAAGCACGGAUCCUGCAGAAGCGCUGAGGACAUACAGACAAAAAACUGGUGUGUUUUCCAAGCUGAUUGUGUGCGGAAUGGCGACCAAUGGCCUCUCCAUCGCUGAUCCGGACGACCGAGGCAUGCUGGACAUCUGUGGGUUUGACUCUCGGGCCGUUGACGUCAUCCGUAACUUUGUGCUGGACGUCAUUUGAGAGCUGUGCACUGUGGGAAAUGUAGUUUUUCAUGGACUGAACCUGCCCUGGUGACAACACGUUCCUAAUGGGCAAAAAACAACAAUAACAAUAACAACAAAAAAAAAAAAAAA
This is a messenger RNA of Colossoma macropomum (tambaqui), 1842 nucleotides long. It is a transcript of the gene ro60, whose product is annotated as Ro60, Y RNA binding protein. Lineage: Eukaryota; Metazoa; Chordata; Actinopteri; Characiformes; Serrasalmidae. Gene Ontology annotation, molecular function: RNA binding. The record is from RefSeq and is a predicted model, not a curated record. Gene Ontology annotation, cellular component: ribonucleoprotein complex. The transcript has 9 exons. Bases 101 to 1729 code for a protein of 542 amino acids.